CCUGGGCCUCGAGAGAACCACUUACCCCAGUGCAAGUUUUAUACUGAAGUCAGGAACUUCGAGGACGAUGCAACCACUACCAAUCGGACAGUAAGCCCGGAUCUAUGUGCGACACAUGCGAUCGGUUCGGCUUGACUCGGGUCUUUGUCUUCCCCAUCCAUGACAUAAUCCGUCAACUGACCUCAUCAUGAUUCAAGCCACGGCACCUACAAGUAUAUAUAGAGAUAACUUCUUCGUCCCCAAGGUUCUCAAGUCCUUCAUCAGCGUUGAAGCCAAAACAAUAAGUCAAACGAUCAAACCAAUACAUUUAUCAUCCCAUUCAACCACAACUUCGAACAACAUGGGUUGCGAUUGCGGUUCCGGAAACACCUGCGGAUGCAGUGGACCUAGCAGCUGCACUUGCGGAAGCUCGUGCUCUUGCAAGCAGUGCGGCAAGUAAAAUCCUGCACCCCUCUUGAAUCCAGUCCAAACUGGUCACCUGAGUGAUGAAUCAUGACGAUGAUUAAUGGUGGAGGAUGUCAUUCGCCAAGGCGUGGAAAUGUUCCUCUGGAUUAUCAUGUACCUU
Molecule: messenger RNA, 565 nt
Organism: Aspergillus aculeatinus CBS 121060
Lineage: Eukaryota; Fungi; Ascomycota; Eurotiomycetes; Eurotiales; Aspergillaceae
Exons: 2
Coding region: 188-439 (83 amino acids)
Source: RefSeq, a predicted model, not a curated record